GGAUGCGGGAGUCUCCAGAAAACGGGUGGGGGAAAAAACCCGAAUCAGACGGUAGAGAUGGUCGCUAACGGCUUUAAGUGGGUUUUUCAAAGGGGACGGAGCAUCAUGAGAAAAUAUGGCGUCUUAUUCCUGCUACUCGCUGAUGUUUUCUUCAAAUCUGCACAUGGGUACCUGAGCUCUGCGCAUGUGGGUCAAGAUCCUGCUUACACACCUCAGCACGGCCCGGCUGUCCCGGGUCCCGUCGGAUCAGCGGCACCAGCAGCAGCUGCCUCGUCUUCCUCCUCUUCAACAUCAAAGCCUCUGGCUGACAUUGAAAAUCACAAGGCAAGGUGUCCCAGCGGAGGACUGUGCAGUAAGUUACCAGCCGACUGCUUCACGUGCGCGUACCAUCACAACUGCAGCUACGGCAGGCCGGCCAAUUUCACCUGCAAGACCAAGAAAGAAAUUCACUGUGUGGACGCCUCAAAUCGGGAGCAGACCGUCUUUAACCUGACCGUGGAUUGUCAGUUUUGCUGGCAGCUCGAUCCAGCUCAGUAUCGCUGCAACAUUUCUACCACCUGCAUGACCGUGUCUUGCCCUCGCAAGCGCUACAACGCCACCUGCACCGUCCUGGACCACGUAAACUGCUUAGGAAAAAGGGAAUUUCAGAAGCGACUCUUCUGCAACUGGACUGGAGGAUAUAAGUGGUCCACAGCACUGACACUCAGCAUCACUCUGGGUGGGUUUGGAGCCGACCGUUUUUAUCUGGGUCAGUGGAGAGAGGGACUGGGCAAGCUCUUCAGUUUCGGAGGACUGGGCAUCUGGACCCUCAUCGACGUCCUCCUCAUCGCCGUGGGUUACGUGGGGCCUGCUGAUGGAUCUCUCUAUAUCUGAGACGUAAAGUGACAUUAUAUAGGCGUUGUUGUUUUUUUUGUUUGUUUGUUUGUUUUUUUCAGAGUGCACUGAAAGGCACAAAUGGCUAACACUCAGGUGAGAUUAAGCUUGAGCUGGUUUUCUCACCAAAACUAGGCUACAGGAAAACAUUAUUAUUGUGUUCAAGUAAAAACACAAGGUGUAGCUUAAUAUCCCCACAGGUGAAUGAUUUCAUAGCCGUCUGCAUGAUUCCCAGUCUUAGUGCACAUAUGAGAGUGCUCGUUGGUUACGAGCUAAAACGCACACACUCGGUUUGUGCUGAGCUGCAUGAAGAGGUGUGUGAGAUUGUAUUUCUCUGGCCCAUACAAAAAGACUCUGAAAGAUCCUCGGCCUCAGUCUCUCAGAGACAAACUGUUAUGCCACUUUCUAUCUUAGAGGUGCGUAAGUGUCUUCAAGUCUUCAAGAGCCAGGAAAAUGAGUUGUAACUGAGAAAAUGAGGGGGAAAAAAAAGACACCUGCGAACGUGCCCUUGGAUUCUUUUUGCCUUUUUUUUUAAAUGUUUAAAAGAAACAAAAACCUCAAGGUGUGCCAUUAUGCUGUUGCGCAGUAUGACAUGCCUUACGCAUUAAGCCGGUGUGUUUGUUGUAAUGUGUUUGUCUAGGCAGCAAUUGCAUUUAUACCACUAUUUAUUUUCUCAUUUCCUUUUUUUUUUUUUUGACCAAAUAAGCUCCUGAUAACAGCAAAUGGUUAUAUGACUAUCAAUUCUUAAGGUUCAUUAGGUUUCACUAAGCAAAUAUAUUCACUUUGAUGUGUUUUAAAGGACCAAGUGCAUAUGAUGCAUGAAUGGGGCGUAAUUAUAGAAAUAAACCAUGUGAAAAUCAGA
This is a messenger RNA of Pangasianodon hypophthalmus (striped catfish), 1735 nucleotides long. RefSeq names its product TM2 domain containing 3 (gene tm2d3). The coding region runs from base 58 to 873 and encodes 271 amino acids. NCBI's taxonomy places the organism in Eukaryota, Metazoa, Chordata, Actinopteri, Siluriformes, Pangasiidae. The transcript is spliced from 6 exons. The record is from RefSeq and is a predicted model, not a curated record.